AUGUCAGGAGGGGUUGGUACAACCUGCAAUGACAUUAGCCUGCCAAAUGAAGAAGUGCAGGGCCAUGAAAACUCCCACCCCAAUCCUCUUAAACCCGUUCCAAACCCAGCGAAUCCAUCCAAGACACGCUUUCUCACGCUACGACAACUCAAUUGUCUUGCUGUUAUGAUCAUCACCGCUGCAAGUGGCAUGGUGAGCCCUGAAGACUUGGCUUUUGUAUUUUUUUCUGUCAUCUACAUGUACUUGCUUUUAAAAGUUGCCUUCCCUCGGAAAAUUCCUCCAAAAGAUUCCUUGGUUUUUGAUCCAAGAAACAAGAUUCUUCGCUUGUAUGUCACCAUCGGUGCUAUCAUCGGCCUCUAUUUCCCUGUGGCUUAUAUCUUUGAAGGGAUUUUUGAGGGUGAUAAAGAAGGCAUAAAGGCAGCAGCACCGCAUGUUUUUCUUCUGGCUAGUCAAGUUUUCAUGGAAGGAGUGGCCUUCUCUGGCAGGUUUUCAAUUCCGGUUCGUGUUUAUGUUCCGGUGUUUUACAAUACGCGGAGGAUUUUUACCCUCGUGGACUGGCUGAGGUCUGAGUUUUCAAAGGUGGAUCACUAUUAUGCAGGAUCUGCUAGGAGGCUGUACGUUGGAAGAGUCCUUGCUGUGGCUAAUAUGGCGUUUUGGUGCUUCAAUCUCUUUGGGUUCUUGUUGCCUGUUUAUCUACCCAAAGCUUUUAAGAUGUAUUACGAAUCUAAGCUCCCAAAGAAGGGAAUAAAGAUGAAAGGUUUUCCUUUCGUCCCUUACCGCUAG
Molecule: messenger RNA, 783 nt
Organism: Durio zibethinus
Lineage: Eukaryota; Viridiplantae; Streptophyta; Magnoliopsida; Malvales; Malvaceae
Source: RefSeq, a predicted model, not a curated record